CAAGAAAGAACAGAACCCCGCUCUUUUCUCUUGUCUUGUGCCGGUGGUGCGCCAUUCUUCAUUGCAAUUUUGCUUGUGAAGUGUUUAAAGUUGAUAAUCCAAUUUACAUUUUGUUUUCAUAGCUUCCAUUACUUAUAUAUCAGUUCUUUUCUUUUUGACUGGCAAGAGUUAACAGCAAAUUCAUUUUUCAACAAAUUAGGAUGAGUUCAUCUGAAAAAUCGAAUGAAAACCGGGAGCCAGAACAGCUUAGAAAGCUAUUUAUUGGUGGGUUGGACUACAGAACUACUGAUGAAUCUUUAAAGGAGUUCUUUCUAAAAUGGGGAGAAAUUGUUGAUGUAGUUGUUAUGAAGGACCCAAACACUAAAAGGUCACGAGGAUUUGGGUUUAUCACUUAUGCUCGUUCCAACAUGGUGGACGAUGCUAUGGCUAAAAGACCCCAUGUCGUCAAUGGUCGACAAGUUGAAACAAAGCGAGCAAUACCGAGAACGGAGAUCGGAAAUCCAGAAGCCGAGGCUUCUGUAAAGAAGUUGUUCAUCGGUGGUCUGAAAGAAACUAUUAAUGAGGAUGAUCUCAAAAAGUACUUUGAAGAGUUUGGUAACAUCAUCAAUAUUUCUGUCCCCGUCAACAAAGAAAAUGGUUCAAAGAGGGGAUUUGCAUUCAUUGAAUUUGAUGACUAUGAUCCAGUAGACAAAGUCAUUUUGCAAAGAAGUCAUGUCAUCAAAGGAAAGAGUGUGGAUGUAAGAAAAGCACUCUCUAAGGAAAUCAUUUCCAGAGUAAAGGGAGGGUACCAAUAUCCGGGAAUCCAGUUCCUGGCUGCAGGUGGUAACGGGUAUGGAGCCAACCCUUGGGAUGCCCCAGGAGAUAACCAGGUUUGGAGUGGCCCAUCUCAGCAGUGGGGAAUGAAUCAGAAUCAAGAAGGAAACUAUGGACAUGGCUGGGGAGCCCAGGAGAACUUCACCGGAGGGCCCAUGCGCAACAACAUGUACUCAGGUCAAAAUAGGAGUGCCCCUUAUGGUAUGGGGACAGGUGGACCUUCAGGACCUUACGGAGGAUCUGGUGGCAGCAACCGUAGAUACUGAAAGUGUUAGCACUCUUUUGGACUAAGAUUCAUGUUUCUUGGAGCCAGUGAAGGUAAAGGACUACAGAAAAUGCAUCAAUCCUUGUAAAUCAGGUAAG
This is a messenger RNA of Homalodisca vitripennis (glassy-winged sharpshooter), 1176 nucleotides long. Its product is annotated as heterogeneous nuclear ribonucleoprotein A1, A2/B1 homolog. The coding region runs from base 201 to 1079 and encodes 292 amino acids. The record is from RefSeq and is a predicted model, not a curated record. The transcript has 8 exons. Lineage: Eukaryota; Metazoa; Arthropoda; Insecta; Hemiptera; Cicadellidae. Gene Ontology annotation, molecular function: RNA binding.